Messenger RNA from Aedes albopictus (Asian tiger mosquito), 5313 nucleotides. Its product is annotated as cationic amino acid transporter 4. Gene Ontology annotation, biological process: amino acid transport; transmembrane transport. Gene Ontology annotation, cellular component: plasma membrane. Gene Ontology annotation, molecular function: amino acid transmembrane transporter activity. The transcript is spliced from 3 exons. NCBI's taxonomy places the organism in Eukaryota, Metazoa, Arthropoda, Insecta, Diptera, Culicidae. The record is from RefSeq and is a predicted model, not a curated record. The coding region runs from base 465 to 2516 and encodes 683 amino acids.
UGCAUAUGCAUGUUUUAUCCAGACAGCCUACAUCAUAUCAUGGAAAAAGUGCGCAUGAUCCCGCUUUACGUUGAAUCGAAAGGAAGAUGUUUGUGCGGAGAAAUGAGGGGGCUACAAAAUCGAACAAGUUGUUCCUCCGACUUCGGGCUUCAGACGACUUUGACAAGAGCAAAGGCUCGCAUCGGCUCCCCAUCAUCAGCUGUGCGUAUUGGGACUGUCGCGGAAGGUGUAGUGAAAAGUUUGAUAACUCAAUAGACGGACAAUUUCGUUGAAGAUUUUGUCCGAACAGUCUCCGGUGUUCUUGAAAACUACGUCUUAGGGAGAAAAUAUCCCCAAGGAUUUGGAAAGGUCAGUGUGGAUAGUGUUACCUGGUGUUCAGGUCCACCGCGUAGAGCUAAACGUGUUAAAUAUUUAAUCGCAAGAAGGAAGAAAAUUUUCAACACCAUUUUACUGUGCGCUUCCAUAUGGAAGGGCCUCUUUCGCUCCUUCAGGCAUUCAACAGUCCAGAUCCGGACCCAGUCAAGAUGCCAAGUGCCAGGCGGAUGAUCUUGGGGCACGUCAUGUCCGGACUGUGCAGCAAAAUGAACCGGACCAAGCAGUUACCGGCGGAUCUGAUGGAAACUCCGCUGAAUCGAUGCCUCAACACGUUCGAUAUUACCUUGCUGGGAAUCGGUCACAUGGUGGGCGCUGGCAUCUACGUCCUGACCGGAACGGUGGCCCGCGAAAUGGCCGGCCCGGGCAUAGUGCUGUCGUUCAUACUGGCCGGCAUGGUGUCGAUGUUGGCCGCCUUGUGCUAUGCCGAGUUCGGUACCCGAGUGCCGAAAGCCGGGUCAGCUUACGUCUACACGUACGUGUCGAUCGGAGAGUUCUGGGCGUUCGUGAUCGGCUGGAACAUCAUCCUGGAGCACAUGCUGGGUGCGGCUUCGGUAGCCCGGGCCUGGAGCGGCUAUGUGGAUUCGAUGUUGGGAAAUGUCGUGGCCAAUACGACGAUGGAGAUCACGGGCGAGAUGCACGAGAAGCUGUUGGCCAAGUAUCCGGACUUUUUGGCGUUCGGGGUUUGUAUGAGCUACGCGAUCGCUCUGGCAGCUGGGGUUAAGGCCACGGCCAUGAUCAACAGUAUCUUGACGACGGUGAAUGUGGUGGUGAUGUCGCUGGUGGUGGUUCUAGGGUUUUGGUACGCGACACCGGCAAACUGGUCCCUUCCGGAGCAGGGAUUUCUUCCGUUCGGAUUUGGUGGAGUGCUGGCUGGGGCAGCAACGUGCUUCUAUGCGUUUGUAGGAUUUGACAGCAUUGCUACGUCAGGAGAGGAGGCCAAGAAUCCAAAUGUGUCUAUACCGUUGGCUACCAUUCUGUCCCUGUGCGUUGUGACCAUCGGAUAUGUCCUGGUAAGCGCCGCUUUGACCCUCAUGAUCCCCUACAAUGAGAUCAACCCUGCGGCAGCUCUACCGGACGCCUUCGGAACACGUGGAAUUGCUUGGGCAAAGUAUGCAAUAUCCACCGGGGCCAUUUGUGGGAUGACUACAACACUGCUGGGAUCGUUGUUCGCUCUUCCAAGAUGUCUCUACGCUAUGGCAAGCGACGGCUUGCUAUUUUCCUGUUUCGGCAAGGUAAACACCAAAACUCAAGUUCCGCUGCUCAAUCUGGCAGUUUCGGGACUUUGUUCCGCUCUACUCGCAUUGCUGUUUGACCUAGAGAAGUUGGUGGAGUUCAUGUCCAUUGGAACCCUAUUGGCCUACACCAUUGUGAGUGCCAGCGUCAUCGUGCUUCGCUAUCGACCGAUUUCCGUAGAGGAAACCGUUCACCUGGCUCCGGAUACUCCCGGAACGGACGAGGAAGAAAACGCAUCGUCAUCGUCCCAAUCGAGUGCCGUGGACCCAUCCUCUCCGACGAGCGAAAUGAUAGAGAUUGCUUUGGCCGGGCGACUGCGGCCACAGUUCCGCUGGUUGGAACCGGUUCUCGGACGCUGUGAACCGGGAGUGGCCUGCUCCGGAGCGGUACUGCUGUUCUGCGUACUCAGCGUAGCGGUUUGCUUCCAACUUGAGGUUUCCUGGGAUGAGAUGUACGAUGGGACUUGGUGGGCGCUGGGACUCUACGGUUUCCUGCUGUUCUGCCUCGUUGCAUGUAUUGUAGUCAUCUCGGCCCACCACCAGAACACACGUGGUCUCCAGUUCAAGGUUCCGCUGGUGCCCUACAUUCCAGCUCUGAGCAUAUUCUGCAACAUCGAGCUCAUGGUACACCUGAGCUUCCUGACGUGGCUUCGGUUCUUUAUCUGGCUGUCGAUCGGAAUGCUGGUCUACUUCCUGUACGGGAUCCGCAACAGCAAGGAAGGCGAACUGGGGACAUCCUACUCGAUGCUCAUGUCCACUCAGGAAGCAAUCCGUGGCUGGGGAGCCACACAUUCGGCUGGGCUAAGCGGCGGAACCCGGGUCACGGUGACCAAGAUUGUGAAGGGACGGGUCAGCCGGAAGAGCGUCGACAAACAGGCGAUCAUCGACGAUGACGAUGAUGACUCAUAAGAGGGGAAAUUUUGAGGGAUGUUAUAAGCAAUUUCGAUGCAGUACACACUGUGUGGAAGGAUUCUUAUGUUACGCUUAAUAUGUGGCACAAAAGUACUAACUAUCGGCGCAAAGAAAACUAAUCAUAUGAACGCUUCCAUCUACUACCAAUUCUAUCGAUAAAUGCUAUGUUUGGCUGGUUGUGUAAUAUCAGGUGAAAUAUUCAUAGACAAAUUACUUUUGCUAUGAAUACGGUAUUGCGGUGUUUUGACAAGCUCCAAUACUCUGUAGAGUGAUUUAGUGAAUUACUUCGCAAGUUUGUCUGUACAAGUCUAGUGCAUUCGAAAUAAAUCUCACUCACAUGCAGUUGUAUUGCAACCGACAAAUGACUGAGUGAGAACUUGUGAAGAGAGAAAACUUGACGCGCCGAAAACGAAUGGGACCCGAAUCACUCUCACGUGGUGGUAACGGAACGAACUCAGAGAAAAGAAGAGAAAGAGAAAGCAUGAAAACGAAUCUCUCUUGUAUCGGCGAAUGCUCUAUCGGACGUUCGUCAACUCGCUUCGGAAGGGAGAGAAACCCAAUAGGGCACUGCACUGUUUUGAUUUUGUAUGGGGUUUUGACGUUUCUUGGCCUUGUUGUUUUCAAAAUUUCUUUAAGAGUGAAAGAGAAGGAGACAAUUUCAUGCAGUGACCUAUAACUGAGUGAGCGUUUCCCAUACUUGGAUGUUAGAUCUUAUAUUGCAUCUGUAGUGGUAAAUAGUUAUGAACGGGAUUUCAUAACUAUUUUCUAUGUGUGGGUGGCACAUUUUUGAGCCCACCUGUUAAGGGCGGACGGGACGGUCGAGGAAAUAUCCGCCAUUGCUCUGUUUCUACUAAGAUGGUAAUCUCAGAUUCUACUUCAUAUAAUGGAACAAAAAUCUAUCAUUGUGUAUGCUCACUUGCAGUGCAUAUGCUGAUUGUUUUUCAGCCUCAUCUGUGCGAUAGAAAUCGAGAUUACCAUCUCCAAAAUCACGAGGCAAAUUGUUAGAAAGAGAGGGAAGAUAGGAAAAACAACACAGCGUUCCGAUUCACCUUAACGAUAAAAAAGGUGUGUUCAUCCAAUUCAUCUAGAAAUUGCACUGACAUUUCUUCCUUGUGAACAUUGCCUGGCUUGAACUGCCAUGGAUAUGUCAAACUUGGUUUCACGGCGGCGUAUCGUUGCGCUAACUAUUCAAAAAUUGACAAUGAAAUGACAAUGAAUUCGAUUCGCUUUUAUUAAGAGACUUUCAGCCUUGGGCUGGUUCAUCUCUGAAAUGACAAUGAAAUAUAUUGUUUGUAAAAAUGGAAAACAGAUUCAGAUAUGUCAAGUAGAAGAUGAAGAUAUGUUAGGCCUUAUCAAAACAUUUUAACUUCGAUAAUUUUUCAAUUUUUCGGUUUUUGUGAAAAAGAAAUUAAUUGACUCUGAGUUCUCUUAGACAUGAUAAAUUUUAAGAAUUAUUUCAGUUUAAUGUUUUUUUGAAUAUUAGAAAUAAUUGAAAACCUAGAAAAUCACACUCAAAUUUUAAAUAUAUCGUCUCAUAUUACACCACUACGUCAUAACUCAGCGUAUUCCAUAAACGUUCAUCUGAAUCCCUCUUAAAUUCACUAAAUUUUUGAGAAAUUUAAAAAUGCAACGCUUUCAAAAUACUAAUUCCUGUAGUAAUAACUGUAUUUAACUACGUAAUAGUACCUGUUACCCACGUUGAUUCCGUCACGUAUUUUUUUAGUAAAUAACCAAAAUACCCCAGGCAACCAUGGCUUCUCAUUUGUAUUACCGUAGUUACCUCACACGAGAAUCCACCGGACUCUUUAUCUUGUGUCGUUUCCGUUGAACGAAGGUAGAUCAAAACCAAAAUCAAUGCAUUUAUGUAUAUUUAUGAUGAUAGAUUAACUUCUAGGGGUCUAGUAGGUAACGAACUCUACACACAAUUAACAAUAAUCUACCGAACAAAGCGGCAUAAAUUUACGCAUAAUCUUGUCCUAAGCAAGCUUUUCUAUGGAACAUUAGUAGGAUUAUUAUAUGUCGAAUUAUAGGGAAGGGGUCUACUCUAGUCAUAUACAUAGCUACCAAUUAUUUAGAACAAAGAUGAUAAACAUUAUUCAUAUAUUAUACACACAAAUCCUUCACCCAUAAAUCAAAAGUAUAUUUAUCACAUAGUGUAGAUAAUACGCUAUUCACACGUUGAUUCAUCUCAAAUAUAUAAUUAUUAGACGUUACACAGCAAAAAAAUAAUGAUAUGAAUAACCUUGGAAAUAAAACAACCAAAUUAACCCAGCGAACGUCACUGACUGUGUCUCAAAAUUACGAUGAUAACCAAAUUUGUGGAACAACUUUCAAGAAGUUGAAACGAUAAAUCAGAGAUCAAUUAAUAGAAAAUAUCACAUUAUUUGUAGGACGGCAUCUGUAACGGUACACAAAAGAAAGAAAAAAAGAAACUGAUAAUAAAUAUUCCGGGGAUAUCCUGUGUGCAGCAGCAGCUUCUAACAGAGAAUGCACUAUAUACAGAUAAGUUAUUCCUAUAUGUUACGGUAUAUGAUGCUGCACCAGUCUAUUGUUAUCGAACUGAUAUGUAUUAUUUCAUAAUAAUAUUAAUAAAGACGCUAUCCUUUCUGUAUGCGGCAUGUAGUGUUCAAUAAGAAAGAAUGUCAUUUUAUUGAAGACAAAGACAAAAACAAAGACAAAGACAAAGACAAAGACAAAGACAAAGACCAAGACCAAGACCAAGACCAAGACCAAGACCAAGACCAAGACCAAGACCAAGACCAAGACCAAGACCAAGACCAAGACCAAGACCAAG